Molecule: messenger RNA, 522 nt
Organism: Dentiscutata erythropus
Lineage: Eukaryota; Fungi; Glomeromycota; Glomeromycetes; Diversisporales; Gigasporaceae
Source: the annotation of a GenBank genome assembly
AUGAGAAAGAAAACCGGCAAGAAGAAGCUAGAGAGGUUUUUUAAAGUUGAUGUUAUAUAUAUUAAAGAUAGUGAAGAUAAAUGGUACUCUGAAAAUAAAGAUUAUGAAGAGAACUAUGAGAAUGAAGAGGAUUAUGAAUCUGAGGUAGAAGAGAAAGAUUAUGAAAGGACUGAUAGUGUAGAGGAACAAUGGAAUACGUGGGAGGUGGAUGAGAGUGAAGUAGUAGACAUGAAUCGGCGAGAACAAGGGUAUGAACAAUUAUUACAUGAUUUUGAAUGGUGGGAAUAUGAAAAUGGAAGAGGAGCUGAAAUGUCACUUUCCCAGGACGAGGAAGUUAUAGAAACCUUGGAAGAAGAAAAUGGCCUCAAGAAUGAGGAUGAUGAAGAAUCAUCUGAUAGUAAUUGUCUGUCUUCACAAUGGGAAAUGUCAGAUGAUGAUGAUGAGUCCCAAGUAGAAGUUGUGAUUGACAGUGGAUCAACAAGUCUAACUACCCCGGAGGAAGAAACCUCGACCGAAGAAUGA